Molecule: messenger RNA, 1133 nt
Organism: Phoenix dactylifera (date palm)
Lineage: Eukaryota; Viridiplantae; Streptophyta; Magnoliopsida; Arecales; Arecaceae
Product: reticulon-like protein B5
Biological process (GO): response to bacterium
Source: RefSeq, a predicted model, not a curated record
CCCCGAUCGUCGUGGAGAUUUUUCCCAAAAUAGGUCGAGAGGAGCGCUCCUCUAGUUGGGGCAGAUUCGGUGUCCCUGCGAAGGAUUAGGGUUUCGUCGCGCUCACCGCGAUGGCGGAGCAUUCGGAGGAGUCGAGCUCGAAGCCGGAGUCUCUGAUGGAGAAGAUUGCCGACAAGCUUCACGGCCAUGACUCCUCCUCGUCGUCCGAUUCCGACAACGAGAAAUCGGAGCCGUCCGCGUCAUCCGUGAAGGCCAAGAUCUACCGCCUCUUCGGGCGGGAGAAGCCCGUCCACAAGGUCCUUGGUGGCGGCAAGCCUGCUGAUGUCUUGCUCUGGAGGAACAAGAAGAUCUCUGCCGGGGUGCUUGGCGGGGCCACCGCCGUCUGGGUUCUGUUCGAGCUGCUCGAGUACCAUCUGCUCACUCUGGUCGGCCACUGCCUCAUUCUCUCGCUGGCCAUCCUCUUCCUCUGGUCCAAUGCAAGCACCUUCAUCAACAAGACUCCGCCGCACAUACCUGAGGUGAGCAUUCCUGAAGACCUGGCCGUGAAUGUUGCGCUUUCCCUGAGGUAUGAGAUCAACAGGGCCUUUGCUAUUCUGAGGGACAUUGCAUCAGGGCGAGACCUGAAGAAGUUCCUUGCUGUAAUUGCUGGACUUUGGGUACUUUCGAUCCUUGGGAGCUGCUGCAAUUUCUUGACCUUGUUCUAUAUCGUGUUUGUGACGUUGCACACCGUGCCUGUGCUGUAUGAGAAGUAUGAGGACAAGGUUGACCCAUUUGCAGAGAAGGCAAUGGCAGAAAUCAAGAAGCAGUAUGUGGUGUUUGAUGCCAAGGUUCUAAGUAAGAUUCCCAGGGGCCCAUUGAAAGAUAAGAAGCAGUAGAGAAGAAGGCAAUCUGAGGUUGUAGUAGGUUUGCACUCUGCUGUCAAUUAGAUGUGGUUUUUCUGGGCGAUGUUGUGUCUGUUUAUCUUUUGUCAGUUAGGGCAUCUCUUUACAUCUUAUUAUAUGAGGUGUUUGCGUUCUCAAUUUGGAUGAAUCAAACUUGUCUAAAUUGUACUGAUUCCAAGAUUUUGUGAUAUGGAUUGUCAUUAUAUAUGCAUGGAGUGUGUGCAGUUGCCUGCACGCUUCUUUUGUUGACAA